AUGGAUUAUGAUGCAAAUUUUGGUGUUACUAUCUAUGUAGAUCAUCAUAGAACAACCAUCAAAGGUAUUAAUUUACAAUUGGCUUUAGCUAAAUUCUUUUUGACACAUGGCGUUCAUAGAAAUUACAUUACAAUCUAUGACAUUGGAAACAAUUAUGAAAAGCAAGCAGAGAUCAAGAAUCACUCAAAGAAGAUUCCAAAGUACCCAUAUAUAGGUAUUAAUGGUAAAUUAUGGGGUGAAGGAUGUAUGGUUGAUGAGAAAGCAGGUGAAAUUGUAGAGUUGAUUCAACCACUCGUCAAUGCCGUACCAGACGAACAGAAAUCGGUGGUUGUCGAUGCAUUUGUCAACGACCAACAAGUGUCAGAGAAAGAGAUCACCGCUGAGACCUCACUUCAACUCGGUUACACAGAUGCCGCUAUCAAUGUCACCGAGUGGUUGUUGUUUGGUUUGGUCAAAGGUGUUGUUUCCUCCACCUGGAGAGCCAACACUCCACCACUUCCAGAGUUGGACGAAUCCGACUUUGAGUGCGAAGUAAUCAGAACCAACUGGUACGGAAGACACCAAUUCCGUAAAUACAGAUUCACACCCCAAGAAAUCUUUAGACUUAGUGAUGGAGUUGUCAGAGCAACUCUAUUUUAUAAAGAUAUUAAGGAACUCAAACAAGUUGACAAGAAAAAUAUUAUUUUAACUAUUGAAAAUGGAGAGGCUCAAUACAUUGAAGGUGUUGAAAAGGAUAUUAGCAAGAUAAUUGAAAUCGUUACAUCAAGAUCAUACUUGGCACCAACCGGCGAAGAUAGCUGGGCAUCUACAAUCGCUUCUCAAUAG
Molecule: messenger RNA, 825 nt
Organism: Heterostelium album PN500
Lineage: Eukaryota; Evosea; Eumycetozoa; Acytosteliales; Acytosteliaceae
Exons: 4
Coding region: 1-825 (274 amino acids)
Source: RefSeq, a predicted model, not a curated record